This is a messenger RNA of Zychaea mexicana, 1784 nucleotides long. Its product is annotated as glutathione synthase. The transcript has 9 exons. The record is from RefSeq and is a predicted model, not a curated record. Lineage: Eukaryota; Fungi; Mucoromycota; Mucoromycetes; Mucorales; Lichtheimiaceae. Gene Ontology annotation, cellular component: cytosol. Gene Ontology annotation, molecular function: ATP binding; glutathione binding; glutathione synthase activity. Gene Ontology annotation, biological process: glutathione biosynthetic process. Bases 124 to 1569 code for a protein of 481 amino acids.
CGCGUUCAUGUGUAUUUAACUUUUUGGCUUCUUUUUUAUCUUUUUCUCUCUUCACUCCUCUUCUUUUCUUCUUUACUGCCGAUAACCUCAAAAUCCGCGUUCUUGUCUUUGCUCAAUCAAAUAAUGACGUACCCACCAUCGCAAUCGGAUGCAGAUCGCGAGGCUUUACUAACUGAUGCCAUUGACUGGGCACAAGCGCAUGGCCUUCUGGUUCGACCGUCUCAGGACAAAGUUGCCGAUUUUGCUAAUCACAGUCUGGUGACGCACGCCCCUUUUACCCUUUACCCGACACCCUUCCCGCGCGCAGAGUUCGAAAAGGCAAAGGGGCUGCAACAGCCCUGGAACACCCUUAUUCAUAAACUGAGCGAGGACGAUGCUCUUAUCUCUGAAGUUAUGGAGUCACUGUCAGAGGUUGAUGAUUUCAUGCAAAAACUGUACGAUAUAUACCUCAAAGUGAAGGAAGAAGGCGUUGCGCAGAAAGCCUCUCUGGGCAUCCAUCGUUGCGAUUAUCUGCUCCAUGCUGAACCAGGCGCUGAUGCAAAGACUGCACGUAUACAGCAAGUAGAAUUUAAUACGAUUGCAUCGAGUUUCGGCAGUUUAAGCACAUGGACUAGCAAAUUACACAGAUAUCUGUUACAGGCUUCUGAGCGAUAUGCCGGCGGACUAAUCAACAUAGAUCAACUACCCGAAAAUCGCUCUAUCCAAGCGAUUGCCGGUGGCAUCGCUAGUGCUUGGAAACUCUAUGGCAACCCCAAUGCACGUGUCAUGAUGGUUGUGCAGCCAGGCGAACGCAACGCGUUUGAUCAGCGAUGGAUAGAAUAUGAGCUAUUAGAAAGUCACGGCAUCCGCUUAUUGCGUCGCACAUUAGAGGAAAUUGAGGACAGUGGGAAACUCGAUGCAAAAUCCAAAACUUUGACAAUUGAGGGUCAUGAAAUUGCGGUCGCAUAUUUCCGUUCUGGGUAUGCUCCAACGGAUUUCCCGUCACACAAGGAAUGGGCAGCAAGACUCAAAGUAGAGCGAUCCCUUUCGAUUAAAUGCCCUACUGUCGCAUAUCAAAUCGUUGGUGCCAAAAAGGUUCAGCAACUGCUCUCCGUUCCUGGACGAUUGGAACGCUAUGUCGAUGUUUAUACUGCAGAACUUUUGCGCGAAUCAUUCACUGGUCUCUACCCUUUCGACAGUUCACCACAAGGCCAGCAGGCAUACAAAUUGGCAUUGCAAAGCCCCGAACGCUUUGUCAUGAAGCCUCAACGUGAAGGCGGUGGCAACAAUAUUUACGGCGAUGAUAUCGUCGAAGCAUUGAAUAAAUUGUCAAAUGAGGAACGCACAGCAUUUAUCCUCAUGGAAUUGAUACGUAGCCCGCCGUUAGAGAAUUUGAUGGUGCGUGAAGGCAAGCUGAUUGAAGGAGAAGUUGCCAGCGAGCUUGGCAUCUAUGGCAUUUAUCUAAAUGAUGGUGACAAGGCCAGCGUGAAUGAGAUCGGAGGGCAUUUGCUUCGUACUAAGGCACAUGCAACAAAAGAGGGUGGUGUUGCUGCAGGUUUUGCUGUUAUUGACAGCCCACUGUUAGUAUGACGGUGAUGAUACUUUUUUUUGCUCACUUAAAUUAAACAAUUGUAGUUCAAUGUAUUCUAUAUGUUUCAACUCUCUCCUUGAACUUUUAUGUAUAUAAUUGGUCAUUGUUGAUGCAUAUACUGUGUUUGGCUUUGUUCGGGCGUAUCAUAGUUAAAAUGGGGUUUUCGUGAUAUUAAUCCACCCCGAUAAUCCCUAAUAAACGAUUCCUUUGGAGC